AUAAACGACACAUAUGAACGAUCUUGGAGUAGUUUUAAAAUGUCUUUGCUAGCGUCAGCCCUACAAUUGAACCAAUCACCGACGAAGGGGCGUUGACUAAGGCUAUCGAACUUCGGCUUGCCUGCAGGAGAAGAAAAAAAAUGUCGUGUGCACGAACAUCCGACAAAAACCGUUACCGAAGACCAAAACCGUCACAAAAUGUCGUCAUAAUAUAUGCCGUACCGAACUGUUUUGGAUGCGAAGCAUGCGGUUAUUAGACGGGAGAGUGACACACACAUAUAUUCUUGCCUGAACAACCGGGACCCGAAUUAGCUAUUGUGCUAAACCGAGUCGCUGCUAACUAGCUAGCUGGUUAUCGUGUGUUUUAGUCAGACAUUUAGCUAACGUUAGCUAAGGAUACAGAGUACAUACCACCUGAAUACCCUUUCUCAGGUUGCAAGCACGUCCUAGCUAGUUAGCCAUGUUGACUUGUAGCGAACAUUAACUACACCGAUUUAAGUCAACGUUUGCUAGCUAAAAUGCAGUCACACAGGCUACAAGUUAUCUGCUAACGCGUUAGCUAGCUAAGGUUAUUUCGGUUCGGCUACGGUAGGCAGGGGUCUGUCCUGUUUGCCCUCCGAUUUGGGGUUUGCUUUCAUCUGUCAAACUGAGGAUUCACAAACCCGGUGGCUGUCGAAGGUGUGACGUCAUCGCCCGGUGCUCUUCAUCGAGGAGCCGGGAUCUGAUUGGUCCGUUUGGGUUGCGGCUGGCGGGCUGGCUCCUCCCCCUCCCGGCGGCAGCGUGCGUUCCCAGCUGCCUCCCUGCACCCCACGCUCGCCCGGCCUGCUCGCCCAUGCCCCCGCCACCCCCACCAGGCCCUCCAACGCCAUGUGCCUUCCCCACACCAUGGAAGCAGCAACGGGGAAGCACGGAGCGAGCCAGGCAGGGUUAGGCCUCGGGGGGCUGGGGCUGGGCCAGGGGGGACGGCGGUGUGGAGGGGUACCACUAGAGCCCUUCGUACACCAGGUGGGAGGGCACACCAGUAUGAUGCGUUACGACGACCACACGGUGUGUAAACCCCUCAUCAGCCGGGAGCAACGCUUCUACGAGUCGCUGCCUCCUGAGAUGAAGGAGUUUACACCGGAGUACAAAGGCAUGGUUUUGGUGUGUUUUGAGGGGGAUAUGGACGGUUACAUCAACCUGGUGGCGUACCCGUACGUGGAGAGCGAGAUCCUGGACCACGAGGACCUACCGGAGAGGGAGCAACCCCGGAGGAAACACUCCCGACGCAGCCUCCACCGCUCCACCUCCGAGAUCAAAGAGGAAAGGCUACCGCACGAGAGUGACAGCACUGAGAAUCUCCAGGAGCUGAAAAGUCCUCGUCUAGAGCUCCAGAUCUACAGUGAUAUUCCCUUCCAGAUGCUGGAUAAUAACAGCGGCCUGGGCUCAGAGAAGAUCAGCCACAACCCCUGGAGUCUCCGCUGUCACAGGCAACAGCUCAGUCGCAUGAGAUCAGAGUCCAAGGACAGGAAGCUCUACAAGUUUCUGCUCCUUGAGAACGUGGUUCACCACUUCAGCUACCCGUGCAUCCUGGACCUGAAGAUGGGCACGCGGCAGCACGGGGACGACGCCUCGGAGGAGAAAGCAGCCAGGCAGAUGCAGAAGUGUGAGCAGAGUACCUCCGCCACCCUGGGGGUACGUGUCUGUGGGAUGCAGGUUUACCAGAUGGAUACGGGCCACUAUCUGUGCAGGAACAAGUACUACGGCCGCAGCCUGUCCAUCGAGGGUUUCCGUCACGCCCUCCACCAAUACCUGCACAACGGGGCGUCGCUCAGGAAGGACCUGUUUGAGCCCAUGCUGUGUCAGUUACGCAGCCUGAAGGCCGUUCUGGAGAGACAGACCACCUACCGUUUCUACUCAUCCUCCCUGCUCAUCAUCUAUGAGGGGAAGGAGCCUGAGCUGGCCUACGUCUGGCAGAAAGCACCACAGGAGACCUGGCAGCAGAAAGCAGCAUCACCACCACAGGCCCCGGCUAAUCCCUUGGAAAACCAAAAAACACCAGCACCACAACCAGCAGCUGAGCUGCCCUCAGAGAAGGAGGUGGCAGUCAACCCAGGGCAAGGAAUCCAGGGUGUCCAUGCGCAGGGGUUAGGAGUGGGAGUGGGGCUCCAAGGCGGUGUCCUCCAAGGUGUCCAAGGACCAGGGUUAGGAGUGGGAGUGGGGCUCCAAGGCGGAGUCCUCCAAGGUGUCCAAGGACCAGGGUUAGGAGUGGGAUUGGGGCUCCAAGGCGGUGUCCUCCAAGGUGUCCAUGGACCAGGGUUAGGAGUGGGGCUCCAAGGUGGAGUCCUCCAAGGUGUCCAAGGACCAGGGUUAGGAGUGGGGCUCCAAGGUGGAGUCCUCCAAGGUGUCCAAGGACCAGGGUUAGGAGUGGGGCUCCAAGGUGGAGUCCUCCAAGGUGUCCAAGGACCAGGGUUAGGAGUAGGAGUGGGGCUCCAAGGCGGAGUCCUCCAAGGUGUCCAAGGACCAGGGUUAGGAGUGGGGCUCCAAGGUGGAGUCCUCCAAGGUGUCCAUGGACCAGGGUUAGGAUUGGGGCUCCAAGGCGGUGUCCUCCAAGGUGUCCAAGGACCAGGGUUAGGAGUGGGGCUCCAAGGCGGUGUCCUCCAAGGUGUCCAAGGACCGGGGUUAGGAGUGGGGCUCCAAGGCGGAGUCUUCCAAGGUGUCCAAGGACCAGGGUUAGGAGUGGGAGUGGGGCUCCAAGGCAGAGUCCUCCAAGGGGCCCAAGGACCAGGGUUAGGAGUGGGAGUGGGGCUCCAAGGUGGAGUCCUCCAAGGUGUCCAAGGAUCAGGGUUAGGAGUGGGGCUCCAAGGUGUCCAAGGACCAGGGUUAGGAGUGGGAGUGGGGCUCCAAGGCGGAGUCUUCCAAGGGGCCCAUGGACUGACAGAAGCCCCUCUCCAGCUGCCCCAGGCCCUACCACCUACACCAGACUGCCCCCCCACGCCCGUCCCAACCCCUCCACAGCCACAGAAGCUCAACCAGGAGCCUCUCCAGCCCCUUCCACCCCAGCCCUCAGACCCCCACGCACCCCCUCCCCCACUACCACUCCCCUCCACCCCGGGCAUCAGUGUGGACGUCCGCAUGAUAGACUUUGCCCACAGCACCUUCAAAGGUUUCCGCGACGACCAGACGGUGCAUGACGGGCCGGAUCGGGGCUACGUGUUUGGAUUGGAGAGCCUCAUCAAGAUCCUAGAGGGCCUCCGAGAGGAGAACCUGUAGUAGCCGAACCUGGGACUGACGAAUUGGCCGUGUCUCAAAUGGAUGGUACCCCCUAUUCGUUAUGUAGUACACUACUUUUGAACAGGGCCCAUUGGGUGUUAACGCGUCUUCUUUCUCUUGAAUUUUUAUUAUUAUUUUUUAAAUAAAACCCAGGGUGCAUCCAAAAAAGGGAAGCCGUACUCCUAUAAGGAUCUGGUCUAAAGUAGUGUACUAUGUAGGGAAUAGGGUGCCAUUUGGGAUGUUCGAUGAUGAUGGUUCAGGAGAAGAAGACUGGAACAUCUUCAGAUUUCCUCCUCUCCCUCAGUGCUACUACUCACUACCCUGUCCUCAAUGAUUCUGUUUUGGAGCAAGAAAAGCACAUUUAUCUGUAAUAAGACGGACCUGAUGGAGCAGUGAUCUGUAAUAAGGAGGACCUGAUGGAGCAGUGAUCUGUAAUAAGGAGGACCUGAUGGAGCAGUGAUCUGUAAUAAGGAGGACCUGAUGGAGCAAUGAUCUGUAAUAGGGAGGACCUGAUGGAGCAGUGAUCUGUAAUAAGGAGGACCUGAUGGAGCAGUGAUCUGUAAUAAGGAGGACCUGAUGGAGCAGUGAUCUGUAAUAAGGAGGACCUGAUGGAGCAGUGAUCUGUAAUAAGGAGGACCUGAUGGAGCAGUGAUCUGUAAUGAGGAGGACCUGAUGGAGCAGUGAUCUGUAGUAAGGAGGACCUGAUGGAGCAGUGAUCUGUAAUAAGGAGGACCUGAUGGAGCAGUGAUCUGUAAUAAGGAGGACCUGGUGGAGCAGUGAUCUGUAAUAAGGAGGACCUGGUGGAGCAGUGAUCUGUAAUAAGGAGGACCUGAUGGAGCAGUGAUCUGUAAUAAGGAGGACCUGGUGGAGCAGUGAUCUGUAAUAAGGAGGACCUGGUGGAGCAGUGAUCUGUAAUAAGGAGGACCUGAUGGAGCCGUGGUCUGUAAGGAGGACCUGAUGGAGCCGUGAUCUGUAGUAAAGAGGACCUGAUGGAGCCGUGGUCUGUAAGGAGGACCUGAUGGAGCCGUGGUCUGUAAGGAGGACCUGAUGGAGCCGUGGUCUGUAAGGAGGACCUGAUGGAGCCGUGGUCUGUAAGGAGGACCUGAUGGAGCAGUGAUCUGUUAUAAGGAGGACCUGAUGGAGCGGUGAUCUGUAAUAAGGAGGACCUGAUGGAGCAGUGGUCUGUAAGGAGGACCUGAUGGAGCAGUGAUGGAAUGGAGGAAAGGCCCGGGGUAUGUCUAUGCUACUGUCUGACAGUAAAGGUGAAAGGCUGUGACCUUAGACUGUAAAUGUCACUCCUUUCUGACUGUUGUGCUCCUAGAAUUAGAGACACAUGAGGAACUUAAAGGGAGCAUCUACAAGCCGUGUGUGUAUCCUAUCAAUUCCUCCUGGACAGAAAUGGCUGCCAUUCCUCUGAGGGAAACAUAAAAAGGGAAAUGUCUGCCUUGUGGGUUUUGUCGCCACCGAGUGGCCAACUGGAGUAUUGCACUGAAGAAAAGGCACAGGAUGGGUUUGAUUUUGAAGGUAGUGAAGCCACUGCUCAGGGAAAGUCCAGGUCCUGUCUCGGGGCCCAAAUGGCACCCAUCAACUUUUAUAGUGCACUACUUUUGACCAGGACCCACAGGGAAACCCAUAGGGCUCUGGUCAAAAGUAGUGCACUAUAAAAGUUGAUGGGUGCCAUUUGGGGACACAGACCCUGUCUCUGCUGUGGGACUGGUACAGAGACUGUCUCUGCUGUGGGACUGGUACAGAGACUGUCUCUGCUGUGGGACUGGUACAGAGACUGUCUCUGCUGUGGGACUGGUACAGAGACUGUCUCUGCUGUGGGACUGGUACAGAGACUGUCUCUGCUGUGGGACUGGUACAGAGACUGUCUCUGCUGUGGGACUGGUACAGAGACUGAAGUGUGUGUAUACGUCAAUAUGUGUUAAGGGACAGUGGGGUGGGGGGGGGGAGUCCCCAUACAGCUGUAGUCCCUAGUCUCCAUACAGCUGUAGUCCCUAGUCUCCAUACAGCUGUAGUUCCUAGUCUCCAUACAGCUGUAGUCCCUAGUCUCCAUACAGCUGUAGUCCCUAGUCUCCAUACAGCUGUAGUCCCUAGUCUCCAUACAGCUGUAGUCCCUAGUCUCCAUACAGCUGUAGUCCCUAGUCUCUAUACAGCUGUAGUCCCUAGUCUCCAUACAGCUGUAGUCCCUAGUCUCCAUACAGCUGUAGUCCCUAGUCUCCAUACAGCUGUAGUCCCUAGUCUCCAUACAGCUGUAGUCCCUAGUCUCCAUACAGCUGUAGUCCCUAGUCUCCAUACAGCUGUAGUCCCUAGUCUCCAUACGGCUGUAGUCCCUAGUCUCCAUACGGCUGUAGUCCCUAGUCUCUAUACGGCUGUAGUCCCUAGUCUCUAUACGGCUGUAGUCCCUAGUCUCUAUACGGCUGUAGUCCCUAGUCUCCAUACGGCUGUAGUCCCUAGUCUCCAUACGGCUGUAGUCCCUAGUCUCCAUACGGCUGUAGUCCCUAGUCUCCAUACGGCUGUAGUCCCUAGUCUCCAUACGGCUGUAGUCCCUAGUCUCCAUACGGCUGUAGUCCCUAGUCUCCAUACGGCUGUAGUCCCUAGUCUCCAUACGGCUGUAGUCCCUAGUCUCCAUACGGCUGUAGUCCCUAGUCUCCAUACGGCUGUAGUCCCUAGUCUCCAUACGGCUGUAGUCCCUAGUCUCCAUACGGCUGUAGUCCCUAGUCUCCAUACGGCUGUAGUCCCUAGUCUCCAUACGGCUGUAGUCCCUAGUCUCCAUACGGCUGUAGUCCCUAGUCUCCAUACGGCUGUAGUCCCUAGUCUCCAUACGGCUGUAGUCCCUAGUCUCCAUACGGCUGUAGUCCCUAGUCUCCAUACGGCUGUAGUCCCUAGUCUCCAUACGGCUGUAGUCCCUAGUCUCCAUACGGCUGUAGUCCCUAGUCUCCAUACGGCUGUAGUCCCUAGUCUCCAUACGGCUGUAGUCCCUAGUCUCCAUACGGCUGUAGUCCCUAGUCUCCAUACGGCUGUAGUCCCUAGUCUCCAUACGGCUGUAGUCCCUAGUCUCCAUACGGCUGUAGUCAACUAGUCUCCAUACGGCUGUAGUCAACUAGUCUCUAUACAGCUGUAGUCCCUAGUCUCCAUACAGCUGUAGUACUAUCAGGGGUUUAAUAGAUGAGCAGCUUUGCUUACAGGCUGAUGUUUGUCAUGAAAGUGUAAAGAAAGCAAGGGUUAAUAAAUGCUUGUCCCUGCUUGAUAAGAGGUUGAAAAAUAAAUAAAACCCAGGGUACCUCUGAAAAUGGCACCCUAUUCCCUAAUGUAGUGCACUACUUUAAGACCAGAGCCCUAUGGGUAGUCAAAGGUAGUGCACUACAUAGGGACUAGGCCCCAGCCUUCAGGCUUCAAUUGAAAUAUAGCACAGCUCUGUGUCUCCACGUGGUCAUCUAAUUUAUUAACAGGUCACAGUUUUAUUAUGUUGCUUUUUAUGGUUAGUAUCUUGCUUAUUCCGUUCUAAUAGAGGCACCGACCGUUUCAUUUAAAGGUAUCCAACUCAUUUUCGAACGUUGCCAUGGGCACAGCCAAACAACGGAAGUGAUUGAUUCAACUUCCACUUUACUUCCCUACUGCUGUGCGCCAGUGGCAAACUUGCCAGAGUAAUUUAUUUGAGUCAGAGAAUAAAAGUCAAGUAAAUAAGUGUAAUGUUAUAUUAUUGAAUUCGAGUUUGCUAACGUUAGCUUGACCUACCGGUAGGCUAGUUCUGUUGUGAUGAUAACGUUAGCUUGACCUACCGGUAGGCUAUUUCUGUUGUGAUAAUAGCGUUAGCUUGACCUACCGGUAGGCUAGUUCUGUUGUGAUAAUGACGUUAGCUUGACCUACCGGUAGGCUAGUUCUGUUGUGAUAAUGACGUUAGCUUGACCUACCGGUAGGCUAGUUCUGUUGUGAUAAUGACGUUAGCUUGUCCUACCGGUAGGCUAGUUCUGUUGUGAUAAUGAUGUCAGCUAGACCGGCCGGCAGGCUAGUUCUGUUGUGAUAAUGACAUUAGCUUGACCUACCGGCAGACUAGUUCUGUUGUGAUAAUGACGUUAGCUUGACCUACCGGUAGGCUAGUUCUGUUGUGAUAAUGACGUUAGCUUGAUCUACCGGGAGGCUGGUUCUGUUGUGGCAGAGUUAAGGCCCGGGCCAUCCACCAAGCCAAUAACUAUAUUGAUGAACUAUAGGCUACAUAACUAUAAAACGUUGGUGAGCAUCCACGCUGGAGGGAAGUUUGUUUUACCGUUUUACAGUGCUACACCUGUCAAUCCUGCUGCACGCCGCUAUUAAUAAAGUGGGUAACACAAGACCAUGCAGUGUUUUCAGGGUGUUUGUCAUAGUGAGAACCGCAAAUAAUAGGCGACUUCAAUGUACAUGUCCGCCUAAUGGAAAAACAAUAUAUCAACUUGUAUUUAAAUGUAGCAUUUCAACCACAAACGCUGUUUAGUCUGCACAUCUUUUACAGCAUGUCAUUGCCUCGUUGCUCAAGUGGUUUCCAUUUUUGUGUGUGUGUGUGGGGGGGGGGGGGGGGGGGGGGGGGUCUUUUUCACUGUUCUCAUCUCUGUCCUGUGCAACUCUUUUGUAAUGCAUCAGUACAGAGCAAUGUUAUCACGUGGCCAAAAGUGAUCCCACCAAUGUCACGGUCUCUCUUCAACUUCCCUCACCAUCAUUUUAUCAUUUUAUAUGCUUUAGGCCUGUUUUUACAUUCAGCAAUUAGCAAUAUCAAGGCUGUUUCUUUCCCCAAACAGCUUAUUAGGCCUAGAAUAAAAACAGAUCGAAAUAAAUGUCCUGUCACUUAUGUAGCCUAUUUCUUUUCCUGGCAUUUCACGAGAAGAGGCAUGGCGUAUUGCGGAGAGGCUUGCGUAGCCUAUAGCCUGUUGCGCACAGGUACUUCUGGAAGAGAGAGGCUAGUGAAUUGUAUCUGAAGGAAGAAGCAAAAUGUUAGCUAGAUAUUAACCUGCCAAAGUGCCAGAAAAAUAAGUUAACAGAUGAUGAAAGGGCAGAUGCGUAGGUUAGUUCCUCCAGGCUGUGCCCUGUGGUCCCCGACUCGUAAAGCUUCACUAUUGAUCAGUCCUACAUCGUUAGACAAUAACAUUAUUCUACCUGGGCUGCAACAGUGCAAUGAGGAAUGUAUUAUUAUCUAGUGAGUAUAACAUUUUAUAAACAUUUUUGUUCAUAGGCUGUAGUGAUGUAGGCUCAUUUGAGUAACCGCUCACACUUCCGGUUUUUGUUUCCUGCCGAAAUAACAGCCUAGGUCAUUUUUACGUAACCGUCUGUGUCUAUUCUUCACAGUUGAGAAGGUCCAGAAAGGUACAUUAACAGGCCACUCAUAUGGUGUUAGACCUAUUUUGUCAGGAUGAAGCCCUGUGUUGAGAUAUGCCUACUAUAGGAAAGUAUCCAGCUUCUCCUUUUAUAUUACACUCCGCCCGUUAAAUGCUGUUUUACAUUCAGCAAACAAGGGUGCAAUCUCUCCUCCAAUGGGCUAUCGGUAGGCGAAAGGAAACAAGUGAGGAACGAGCUUUUGUUGUCUGGCUUUUCCUGGGACUCCGCAUGAUUUAAGAGGAAUAGCCGUGGCAGCGGAGAGGACAGGUGCGUCAUUGCGCCACACAACAAUGAACACCGACAGGCUCCAGAUGUAGCCUGGAUCCUAAAUUAGAAGCGUACGCAUAUUAGCCAAUAAUUCAUGUGCUCAGUGUAAGGCUUAAUGCUGCAGUGAAAUAUCCAGUUUCAAGUGAGUGGAAAACUGCACUGAAUAGCCUAUGUCAUUUGAAUAACACUUCAAAAGCCUGCCGUUUAAAAAAAAAUGCAUAUUCAUUUCGAAAUAACUGCAUCUAGCCUGCCUGAUUGGGAAACCAUUUGGUUGUUCUCGGCAGUUUAGCCUAAAAGGUCCAGGCUCAUUAGCAGGACAGUAGAAUGGUGUAUCAGCUAACAGGAACGUGGUAAUGCAGGGAUUUUUAUUUUUUUUAUUAUGAUAAUGUUGAAGUUGUAUCCAUAGUUUCAGUGUUUUGGCGUCCGUGUUUAAAAAGCGUUCGAAAAUGAGGUGGAUAUAGUAUUAUUUCAAUAUUUUUCUUUGUUUCUUUUUCCCCUCCCUUUACCAGAGUCUGGUAGUUAGGCCCGUCCCAGCCCAGGUAUACCAUUGGGACACUGUAUAACACAUAUCCUUUAGUCCAGACACAUUGAUGCCCAUCUCUGUUUUACAAACUAAGCCUUUUUCUCAUUUUAUGAUCCUUUUUAAUUUGCGCUGUAGAAGGUGUAUUGAAAGCUUGAUUCUUUCUUAUUUUUAUACUACUAGUUUUAUUUUGGGGGCGGUUAUGUCACGUCAAGGGGCAGACUAGAGACCUGGCUUCCAAUAGUAUUAUAAUAAUUUCAGGGUUUUAAUUAUAUAUAUAUAUAUAUAUAAUUAAAACCCUGCUAAAAGUAUUUGAAAUGAUUAUAAUACUAUAUAUAUAUAUAUAUAUAUAUAUAUAUAUAUAUAUAUAUAUAUAUAUAUUUAUAUAUAUAUAUAUAAAAAAGAAACAGGGUAUGUCUGAAAUUGCACCCUAUUGCCUGGCAAAAUGUAACCAAUAGAAUAGUCUCAGAACUGCAAAUCCCACCUAUGACCUGGCCCUCCAGGCAAGCGGGCUAAAGAGAAAGCAUAUGAACCCAGGCCCGCUACUCUCUCACCGCCGAUACACAGUGAACCCUUGUCCUCCAUCUUAGCACAUGUAGCAGAAUGAUAGACUCCACUCUCACCCUCUUCUUCUCCUCUGUCCUCUCCCAGCCCACUCACCAUAGUCUGUUAGUCUAGUGUCACUCAGUUGGUUAGGAUGUCUCUCUCUCUCUCUGUGUAGAUUGGUUGAACAAUGUAGCCAUAAGUCACUUUGAUACCUUUAAAAAAAAAAAAUGUGGAUUAUUUUUUUCUUCUUCUCUGCUCUGGCACGAUUGCAGGUCUCGUUUUAGUUUAAUAUCUUUGACAGGGUUUCAAAAUGCCCAGGUUUUCCACAUCCCAAUUGGAAGAUUCCCAGACUCAGAGGAUGAAAUAGGCUGGUUUUGGAUUUCCUGCUUAUCACGAAUUCUGGGGAUUUGGGGAAAGUUACCAGGAACACUUUGCUACUCUACUCUGACUACAAAGCACUCGGAUGCUGUUCAUAUCGUAUCUUUACGUCUAACUAAUAUUCUCUACUGCUACACAAAGCACACGAACUGACUUGGAUGUGGCCAGAACUGUAAAAACUCCAUUUCAACACAUGCAAUCCAAUGUUGAAAAACAGACACUGUAGAAUUACUGGUUUUCUAUUGUUUUAGAGUUCUAUCUAUAUCUACUACAUGCAGUCUGAUUCUAGAACCAAUUCUAGAACCAAAUCUGUGUGUGUUUCUAUUUGGCAUUAUGGAGAAAAUGUAGUCUCCCGCAAAAGUCACACUUCUCCUCGUCACAACUGUUAAAAAUUGUUGUUUUCUUACCCCCAGAGUUCCAAAUUCAUUCUUAUUUAUUCAAGACCUUUUCUUCAAACUCUAAUUAAAAUGGAAAAAAUAUGAUAAUGGAAUUUCCACCUGUGGGGAAGGGGGGCCUCUUUAUCAGUCUACUUGGCAGGGCUUUGUAAUGUGUUAUUGUCCAAAAAUAUAUUGUUCAGGUUGAUUAACCCAGAGAGGGGAAAAAAAUGCUUUGGAGGGACAAAGUUGGUUUUUAGAUGGAAGGAGAAAAAAAAUAUUUCAAGAUGCCAAAAUAAAUAUAUUUUCAAAGCAGCUUAUUAUCUUCCAAGAACAGGAAAUAGUUCAUUUGUUUUAACUUUUUUUUUUUUAAGUGGGCAUUUGUGUUAAAUUAAUAAGUCCACUAAAGAAAAAGAGAGUCUGUUGUUUUUGCACCACAGCGGAAAAACAAACCACGAAACGUGUGCUGUGUCAGAGACAAAGUAUCCAUUCGAAAUGGUGCCCUAUUCCUGCUAUAUAAUAGUGCACAACCUUUGACCUGAGCCCUAUGGGUCUUAGGUUAAAAGUAUGGCACUAUGAAGGGAAUAGGGUGCCAUUUUGAACUCACCCAAAGAUAAUAAAGGAAUAGUAAUACAAGAGGGGAAGAAUAAUCCAUAGGAGUCUAUAUAAAGGGAUCUGGAAGGAGAAACCAUAGGAGUCUAUACAAAGGGAUCUGGAAGGAGAAGAGUUCUCCUUCUGUGGUGGAUGUUAUUUGUCUUUACAUAGAUCUGAAAAAUUACUUGUAGAAGAAAAAAAUAUAUUACCCCCAAAAGUAUAUUUUUCCUUUUUGUUGUUGUUGCAUGGAUGGAUAUUUUUUUACGAAUUAUAAUAUGACAUCCUUAUGACCACUUUGAAUGUGAGCUAUAAAACCCAUUUAUUUAAGAAAUAAAUGUUUCUGUGUUGUC
Messenger RNA from Salvelinus fontinalis (brook trout), 11630 nucleotides. RefSeq names its product inositol hexakisphosphate kinase 1-like. Gene Ontology annotation, biological process: phosphatidylinositol phosphate biosynthetic process; inositol phosphate biosynthetic process. The coding region runs from base 868 to 3252 and encodes 794 amino acids. Gene Ontology annotation, molecular function: inositol hexakisphosphate kinase activity. The transcript has 6 exons. The record is from RefSeq and is a predicted model, not a curated record. Gene Ontology annotation, cellular component: nucleus; cytoplasm. Lineage: Eukaryota; Metazoa; Chordata; Actinopteri; Salmoniformes; Salmonidae.